AUGAAUCCGGUUGUUGUGGAGGCGUGGGAUACGGAUGCGGUGCCGUUGCUUGAAGUGACCGUCUCAUUGGAUUUCAGCAUGCUCCUUACCCGACACUGUUUGCGAGAAAUCCCAGCACAAACGUUCGAUUAUUACACAGUUCCUAGUUACUGGCACAGCGCAGAGUGUCGUAGCCGUAGUGUCGAGGCGUCGAAAUUCAGCGCCGAUUGCAAUGAUAUUAUGAGUUCUGUCUAUCCAUCCGGCCGGCGUUUCGCUACUUUGCAGAGUUUUGUGCCCGAAACAGAUGUACGUGGCAUCGGUGAUCUGAAGAAGGAGGAGGGACCAGCAGUCGGCGAGUACCACCAUCGCUUAUUCCAACAGCAUAGAUCUCUCGACGGAAUGCAGUCGGAUGAGUAUCGGCCGUCUGACAUCCCGACGCAUCUUCCGCUGGACAUUUCUACGACUGGUGUGACGCCGUCACAAUAUGUUGGCGCAUCGCUCUCCAAUCCAACCACGACCAAUGCCUAUUUUUGGAAGCAACCAACCAGGUAUUUUUUUAGCCGUGGACAGCGCCUGCUUCGUCUUAUCACUCCUGAUAUCCGGGUUUGA
Messenger RNA from Gongylonema pulchrum, 588 nucleotides. The record is from the annotation of a GenBank genome assembly. NCBI's taxonomy places the organism in Eukaryota, Metazoa, Nematoda, Chromadorea, Rhabditida, Gongylonematidae.